Molecule: messenger RNA, 3160 nt
Organism: Mercenaria mercenaria
Lineage: Eukaryota; Metazoa; Mollusca; Bivalvia; Venerida; Veneridae
Exons: 3
Coding region: 168-1820 (550 amino acids)
Source: RefSeq, a predicted model, not a curated record
GGAGCGAAUAAGUCGGAGUACGAAACGGAAGAAAAUCUGUCAAACGUCACGCUAAAAAUAGAUAAACAAAUGAACUUUUUUGUUUUAUUAGUGGAACCACUGGUGUAAAUGAUACGUUAGAUAAUGGAUUAAGUAUAUAUUUGAAGGAAUUCAAAUUCACAAGAAAGAUGACGAAACACUACAACUGUGUUGUGUGUAACAAACGAACCAAACCAAAGGAAAGACGCAUUAUAAACAAAGAUGUGAAGAAAUACCUCAGAAAGGCAUUAUUUAUCGAGCUCAGUUCAGAAAAAGAUAUCAUAUGCAACAAAUGUAAACACAAGUAUUACACGUAUGAUAUAUGUACAAAGUCUAAGCAAAACAACAGCAAGAGAGAUUCUCAAUCUACCAGGGAUGCAGAUUUUCACCCAACCGCUUCAAAUUCAUCUGUUCCAGCAGCCAGUCCACCUUCGGUAAAGUUAAAUAUACCAUCUACACCAAAAACACAUGCACGGUGUUUGGCAUGCAAGAAACCAGGACCUAAACUUAUAGUUAUUUCGGCACCUGCCCGAUUUGCUGCAUUUCUUCAUCAUAAUGUUAUAAUUCCUGCUGGAGCAAGAUGCUGUCCAAGUCACAUUGAAGAAAAAACAUGUAUGCUUAGACCAGAAUGUUUACGAAAUAUACCAGUUACAGAGCAAUCGUUUAUGAAUAGAACAACUAUUCUGAAUUUACUGAAGCAAAUGAGAGAAAUGUGCUGUAAGAAACAAAACAUAUUGGACUUUGACAAUAUAAAGGAUGAAGAAAUGAGAAAUCUAACUGGACUUAGUCUCGAACAGUUCAAUGAUUUAUUCUCACACAUAAAGGACAAAGUAAAAGCUACACCGGCACGGACAAGCCGGACAUCGGUAGGGCUGCUUUUAUUAAAACUACGGUCCGGAAUGUCUAAUAAAUUGUUAGCAACACUUUUCAGGGUAAGUAAAUCAAGUGUGCGACGGGCUAUUAGGACUGUAAGGCAAGCACUGAUGAGGAGUUUUGUCCCUUUGUAUCUUGGACUUGAAAGUAUCACUAGAAAUACUAUUAUUUCACAACAUACAAGACCUCUUGCAAAACAUCUAUUUGGUGCUGAAGAAGAUGAGAUGAUUCUGGUUUUAGACGGUACGUACAUUUAUAUUCAGAAAAGUGGCAAUUUUAAGUUUCAGAGAAGAUCAUACAGUAUACACAAAGGUCGACCGUUAGUGAAACCUAUGGUUGUAGUGACAACAACUGGGUAUUUCGUUACCAUAGUAGGACCAUUCUUUGCUGACAGUAAAAAUAAUGAUGCAGCAAUCUUAAAUCACAUGCUUCGUUCAAAUACGGAGGACAUAAGAAAUUUUGUGAAAGAGAAAGAUAUAUUUGUUGUGGACCGAGGAUUUAGAGAUUCUGUUUCUUUGUUAGAAGAUCUCGGUUUACGAGCAGAGAUGCCAGCAUUCAUGACUAAAGGUGCAAAACAGAUGCCAACAGAUGAUGCUAAUUCAAGUCGUAUGGUGACAAAGAUAAGAUGGGUUGUAGAGUCAGCUAAUGCGAGGAUCAAAGCUUGGAAAUACCUGGACCACGUGCUACCUACCAGUCAAGUACCAUAUAUUGGUGACUAUGUGCGUAUAGUAUGUGCAGUUUGUAACAAAUAUUUACCUCCUUUAAGUUUGGCAAAUCUUGAAGAAAGUGACAUUCAGUUAGCAGCACACAUGCGUCACUUGAGUUCUCAAGUAAACAUGCUUAAAACGUAUGUCGAGGAAAAUAAGUUAGAGCGCGGAAAUGCAAAAUGGUCUGCUGUAAAUGAUGAAGAGUAUACCAGUUACGGCUAAGUCCAAGUUAUAUACAGGAAUAUAUUGAUGGAGAUUCUGAUAUUUAUGUGCAUAAGGAAAAUGCAAAUCUUAUCCGUGUAAGAAUUCAGAGUCGUCACGUUUCGUCAAGAACAUACCUGUUGUGGUUACAAUUUACCGCGUCAGAGGUGACGGCGUGGUAUUGCAAGUGCCGCGCAGGGGCACGUGUUGUUGGUGUUUGUGCGCAUGUGGCUGCAAUUGUUUGGUACCUGAGUUAUGCGAGGUAUUUCAUCAAUCGGUACGGAGUUUGUGACUGGGGAUUACAUUUGUCUGAUGCCAGUAAUUUACCAGAUCCAAUUGAUAGCUCUGAGACGGAAAGUGAGGCGAGUUGUAUCGAAGAGUAACUGCAGCGCACCGACAUUAUGUAGAACUUAGACCAUCCCUCAAUGUUAAAUGUUUGAUAUUUUUAAAACUUUUCAUCAUCAGAUUUUAUUGUGAUGUAUGAGUCAUGUUUUGUAACCAUGGUAGCCUUCAUUAUGUUCAUCCAGUCAACUUUCUUCUUUAAGUACGGAUAUAUUCUGUAUAUGAAUGUACACUUGUAUAUCAUUUAGUAUGUAAAACUGGAUGGUCAUUGAAAAAAGGUAAUAGCAACCAAUUUAUGUUAAAAUGAUCAUUUAUUAAAAGGUCAUAUUUUAACUGAUUACAUUCAAAAUGUUUCUGUAUAAUCAGCUCAAAAGAAUUACAAACACGAUAUAACAACAUAGUACUGAGGGUUCUGUUUCUGUAGAAAUAAAACUGAGAGUGCAUUCCAUAGAAAUAAUAAUGUAUUAACUUGUUCGCACAGUUUUUAAAACGUUUGCUUUUAAAAAAUCAACUGAAAAUUUGAAUAUGAGAAAUUUUGUAUUUCAAGGUAGUUGCUAUGGUAACCGUUCCGUGUCAUUUAUGCAAUUCUUUUUAAUAAUUAAUUACUUUUAUUUUGACUUGAAAAGUUCUAUCCUUUUAAAAAAUAAUUACGGUAGUUAUUGUAACAGCUGUUUAAAUACAGUAAAAUUAAGGAAUUAGGUGACUGUUUCCAUGGUAACAGAUGUAGUUUUUGAUAGUUUUAUCUGUCAUAUUUUUACAUAUUAUUAGUUAAAACGAUUAUAUAUGGUAUUUUAGAAUACAAAAUGUGAAAAACAUAAUUUAUCGUAAAUAUCGCUAUUUAUUUGUAAAAUUUCAGAUUUGUAGAAAAUAAGAGUUAUCUCCCUUGUUUUUUCAUAUACGCAGGAGUGAAAACAUUUGAUUUUUGUUUUGUUUGGAAGUAUCAAUAUUUCUUAAAGUGAACAUGUCACUUUUGUUGUUAACAAACUAACAUAAAUAAGAAUAAAAGGUAUUUCAUUUCA